Xylaria bambusicola is the source of this 3654-nucleotide messenger RNA. RefSeq lists its product as uncharacterized. The record is from RefSeq and is a predicted model, not a curated record. Bases 1 to 3654 code for a protein of 1217 amino acids. NCBI's taxonomy places the organism in Eukaryota, Fungi, Ascomycota, Sordariomycetes, Xylariales, Xylariaceae. The transcript has 6 exons.
AUGGAAAUAGCUGAAGACCCAAAUGAUGUGGAAUCGAGUUCAGACUCCUGGAGCGAAGUAGACUUUUACACGGCUGUCCAAGAUUGGAUCGACAGCGCCAGUUAUAUCCCGAAGGGCAUUGGGUAUUCGUGGUCUCCAUUCUGCGAGGCACUUAUCGAGAACCACCUAGACAUAACCGGAGUAUCCGAGCCGCCGCCACCACCUGGCGUGCCAGAUUACGCUAAGUCAGCGGUCCCAAAGAAACGACACGAUGGAGGACAACGCGGGAGCGAGAAACAGCAAACUGGCGGGAGAAGCGAUGUUCUAAUAGUAAAUAUCCCAGCAGAUAAGGUUCCAGACAAGGACCCUGCGAAAGGAUCAUGGAAGCACGUAGUUUACGUCCCUGAAUGGACAGAUCCGGAUUAUAAGGAGAAUUUCAUGAAGACGCCUGCGGGGCGCUGGAGGAAGAACCAAGUCCGCGACGCCAUAGCCAACUUACGGCCUGCGUUGCGCCUUGAGGACGCAAUCCGCAAUCCUACUGAUUACGCCCUGCGUUUCGGGAUAGCUGAUGGUCGACGGGACGGGCGAAGUCGGAUGAGCCCGACCUGGUCUCAGACGCGCGACCCUAUGGAAGACAUUGCCAACCAGAUCGACAUGAUGAACGAUGCGGAAAGGGGCGUCGCAAUAAACUUGAGCCGUGAAGCGUUAGAAGCUCGAGGGGAGAUGCCAACUCCGGGCCAAGAAAUACUUCCAGAGGUGGUGGAUACGAUGCUGGCAUCUAACGGCAUGUUGACGAACGCAGGGUUGAAGGCUGAAGUAGCGAAGGCGCGCGAGGAAGGGAAGAGCCUCGAUCGGCUCGUCGAGGAAUUGGAGAGCAAGUACCCUCAGCUGAGGAAAACCCACAAAGUCUUCCUCGACAACGCCCUGGAUGACCAAGACUACCAACGCUUGAUUCUCAGCGGCCUGACGACUGAUGAGAUGAUUCAAGUCAAUGCGCACACCAUGUCAAACGACCCCAAGUGCGAUCUAGACAAUGAACUUUUCUUUCUGUUCCGACGAGAACGAUGGGUUGAUUCUCGAUGGAAGGGGUCUACGUCGGAGAAUCCAAAGCUCGCAUACAACGUCGGUGGAACGCGGGAAGAGUGGAAUAUACAAACGAACGAUGCGCUCUGGGACGCGCUACAGCCCGCAUUGCGGCUCGCUUCGAUAAUAAUUUUACAGAGCCCGCCACACAUCCAAGCUCUAAUCAACAUGUGCACGCGCCAGCCCAUCGCGCCACAAUUCGACAGGCGAGAGAAGGCCAACACACCCACGCUGACCAAAUACGUGUUGGAGGAGGACAUCGACCUGAAUCUGACGUACCCGGCGAUCCGCACACUGAAGGCACUCUACAAUUUUGAUUGGAGAGAGGCCGUCCUAGGGCAUCUAUCCGGCUUCCUAGAGCUAGAUAUAGCAUCAGGGUAUACGCUCUUGUACCGGAGGUAUGCUCCGGACAUCGAGUACCAGGAGAUGGAGCCGUGCAGUCAAUUCGCGUACGGGUCCACGGGGAUGUACAACGAGGGGCCAAAGCGGGUGAUUCGUAUCAAGCUUGCGGCCGAGUCGAUCUGGCCGUUGCUGGUGCCUCAGUACAGCGCAAGCGAGAAGAUGGUGGCCUCCUUCGAGAUUGCUAAUACUAUGGUACACGAAUUCGCGCACGCUAUAGUUCAGGCACAAAUUCGACUGUGCUCGGAAGAAUGGACGCACCCUCCUCAACAGCUUCCAGAGGUCAAAAGCUUGUGUCUUAGUCUUAAGGACAUUGCAUGGGACAUGGCAGUUAACAUGGGGGAGCCAUUCUUCGAGGACUACCCGGAGGCCGAGGUUGGUCGCCAGGUCGAGGAGUCGCUUUGGGGCAUGGCAGGGUUCCCACUCGAGGUCGUGAAUAGGCAUUAUCCCGGCCUUGUGCUUCUCGCUCAUCGCCAGUCGUAUCCCUAUCAACGGGCCCCUGAGAGAUCAGACACCGUACAUCCUAACUUGCAAUACCACACAACAGUGCCGUUAGACACCAUAGAGAAGUUCUUUACGAAGAAGUUCUGGUUGUAUGAGUUCGGGUCGUUUGAUCCCAAUACGAACGACUACUCCUUCUAUGGCUUUGCGGCUUUGAAAGGGAAGUCGGACCGUUUUUAUAGCCAGAAGAUUCUGUGGAACUUUCCAUCCCAGCUCAGCCAGAACACACUUGUGGCCUUCUACGGCUACAACUUGGCCGCGUUCCUGGACGCCGUGCCCAAUAUAUUGUGGGUGUCUCGUCACCGUGUGCUGUCGCGUUAUCUCCGCGCACUCACUAUCGAGGUCAUGUACGAGCAGAUGAAGGAUGCGUGGUGGGCAUGGGAGAUCAACCACUGGAGUUCCACCGUAAUGCAUACCAUGCCAGCGAGUGUCGCCCGAUUAUUUACAGCGUUUCAAGAGGCUAGAUCUCUGAGCAACAAUGCUAGAGAAGCUUUUCAAGCCACCGGACAGCCGGCCGUAAAGUAUCAAGAAUUUGAGGCCUUGUUUGGCCCUAACGGCAAAGUUGUGAGGUGUCUCGCUACUGCGUGCAGCGAGAUGCAGGAUGAUAUUGCCUAUAUGCAAUUGCUAGUCUUCCACUAUCCGCUCUGCAGAUCUCGGGGCUUCUUCUUGGAUCUCAUGCCGUACAGCGCGAUCGAUUAUAUAUACGGCCGUCUCGUUACAUUUCGACAAGCUGCAGAGAGAAUAGUAGUGGAGGCGGGGGACAUACAAAGGGUUAGGCCUACGGGCCGCUGCGACGGGAGCUAUUGGCCUGAGUGGCACGUCCGCUUCCAGAACAUUGUAGGACAUUAUCAAAAACUGGUAGAGGUGAUAGAGAGAAUUUAUCAAGGAGAUACUCGCCCAUUUGACGCUGUCGCAAAGGAGCAGUUCGAUAGGCUGCCAACAGCGGAGUGGAGGUAUCCUUCUGAACGCUAUCGCAAGAUGGCGAUGCUCGAGUACGAGAGGGCUCAUCCAGCCGUGCGCGACACGAUCGACGACUUCAUCGACACGAUCCAUGGAGUUCAUAUGGAUCAGAAGUCGAAGGCCAGUAUUGGCCAAGUGAGUGGCGCCUUGCAAUCUCUAGGUGGUAUCGGGGCAAAGGCUGGACAGUCUGUCGGCGGACCAUUUCGCUUCCAAAUUCCCAACACCCCUCCCCCAACGGUCCAGACCCCAUCUAAAGCCACGAGCCACGAGGCUCCGUCAACACCCCCUCCUGCUUCUAUCCACGCCAUCUUCGGUGUCCCUGGAGGGGCGAAUACGAUGCCAACAACCCCUUUAGAGGAUGACGCGCCGCGUCGCGUGUCGCCUCGCAAGGAAAAGUCGGCCUACCGGAAAUACGUAACAAACUUGUUGGCGUCGCCAGAUCCAGAGCAUGCUUCCGAGGCGGCUAGCGAUCUCUUCACUUCCGGCGUGCCACAGCCACUUCCCAGCUUGUCGCCACGAAUAAGACAACUGUCCCAGGGAAGCGGACGGGCUCAGUUUCAGGUGUUCCCGAAUCCUUUUGCUAAUCGGGUCGUGAUGACCUCGGAAGCCCAAGCCUUCCAAGAACAAAGGAGAAUUGCGGAACAGGCAAAUGAAGCUUCUGGCACUUACACCGCCCAGUCGAUGUGGCGCGAGAAGAGCCAUACUGAGAGCGAUGACGGUAUGUCAAUGUAG